CUGAACUAUCUCAACCACUAAACCCCUCCAGAACCAUGCGGAUCAUCAACCCCCAAGAGGCAGUCCUCACAAACGUCGAGGUUCUCGCGUACCUCACUGCAAACCCACCAAGAAGACCACCAAACCCCCCGCCGAGUUCAAGGCACUGGGUACCGAGUCCGGAUUUACGGGACCAUAACACGGUUGUUAAGGAGAUCCACAACUAUGUCUCCCGUCUCUCUCCACACAUUCUCAAAUACCCACGCUACACGACCACCACAUCCACAACACAAACGCGCGCACAGAAAGAAACAGAAACACCGCUCGAUGGAGCCCUCCGCGCCCUCGUCACGCGACUCCAGCCCUACGGCCUGACGAAAGGCGAGGUGCUCAUGAUCGUGAACCUCGGCGUAGGCAUUGACUCGUCCGCUUCUGCUGCUGAGAACACGGAGAACGCUCCUGAGGGCGGCGAAGAGAUGGACGUUGAUGGUGCGGAUGAACAACAAACUGGUCAGGAAGGCGACGGUGAGGGUGAGGGUGGAGAACAGGGUGAAGGGGGGGAAGAAGAGGAGGAUCCAAUGGCGGGGGAUUACGGCGCGCUUGCGUUACUGGAUACGGUGAUUGAGGAGCGUGAGGAGAGGUUGAGCCAGGAGGAUGUUGGUGAGGUGUUGGCUAUUAUCCGGGAGACGUUUUAAGGUUGGGAAUAGGUGAUUGAGUUGCUCCUCUUCCUGCUACCUUUUGGAGAGCAAAGGAGGGGGAGAUUGGCUUUGUGUAUGAUAUGAUUCAU
Molecule: messenger RNA, 766 nt
Organism: Aspergillus ochraceoroseus IBT 24754
Lineage: Eukaryota; Fungi; Ascomycota; Eurotiomycetes; Eurotiales; Aspergillaceae
Exons: 3
Coding region: 36-674 (212 amino acids)
Biological process (GO): transcription initiation at RNA polymerase III promoter
Cellular component (GO): RNA polymerase III complex
Molecular function (GO): nucleotide binding
Source: RefSeq, a predicted model, not a curated record